Messenger RNA from Microcebus murinus (gray mouse lemur), 4550 nucleotides. NCBI's taxonomy places the organism in Eukaryota, Metazoa, Chordata, Mammalia, Primates, Cheirogaleidae. The record is from RefSeq and is a predicted model, not a curated record.
GACUGUUGGGAAGGCAUGGAAACCGCGGCCCGUGCCCUUGAAUCUCACUGGGAGACCUGCUUGUGCCAGGGGCCAGCACUAGCGAUGUCGGGAGGGUCUCCUCCACCCUGUGGGGCUGGGGGCUGCCUUGUGGCUUCCUGCCCCUCCCCUGCAAGGGGGAUUGGUAAGCUGAGUUUGGAGGAGAGAUGGUUCUGAUGUGUUCUCUGCCCUUGAGAGCAGUCAAGUGGGAGUUAGCAUUCUCGGAGCCGCCGCCAUGGCGCAGACCUUGCAGAUGGAGAUCCCGAACUUCGGCAACAGUAUCCUCGAGUGCCUCAACGAGCAGCGGCUACAGGGCCUUUACUGUGACGUGUCCGUGGUGGUCAAGGGCCACGCCUUCAAGGCCCACCGGGCCGUGCUGGCCGCCAGCAGCUCCUACUUCCGGGACCUGUUCAACAGCAGCCGCAGCGCCGUGGUGGAGCUGCCGGCGGCCGUGCAGCCACAGUCCUUCCAGCAGAUCCUCAGCUUCUGCUACACGGGCCGGCUGAGCAUGAACGUGGGCGACCAGUUCCUGCUCAUGUACACGGCCGGCUUCCUGCAGAUCCAGGAGAUCAUGGAGAAGGGCACCGAGUUCUUCCUCAAGGUGAGCUCCCCGAGCUGCGACUCCCAGGGCCUCCACGCCGAGGAGGCCCCGUGGUCCGAGCCCCAGAGCCCCGUGGCGCAGACGUCGGGCUGGCCAGCCUGCGGCACCCCGCUGCCACUCGUGUCUCGGGUCAAGACGGAGCAGCAGGAGUCGGACUCUGUGCAGUGCACGCCUGUGGCCAAGCGGCUGUGGGACAGCAGCCAGAAGGAGGCCGGGGGCAGCGGCAACGGCAGCCGCAAAAUGGCCAAGUUCUCCACGCCGGACCUGGCCGCCAACCGGCCGCACCAGCAGGCCCCAGUGGUGGCAGCGGCCCAGCCUGCUGGGGUGGCAGCCGCGGUGGCGGCAGCAGCAGCAGGGGCUGGGGCUGGGGCUGGGGCUGGGGCCGGGGCCGGGGCUGGGCAGCCAGCCAGUGGGGCAGCAGGGGCCGUGGUCAGCGGGCCCAGCACAUCGGAGCGGACCAGCCCGGGCACCUCGAGUGCCUACACCAGCGACAGCCCUGGUUCCUACCACAACGAGGAGGACGAGGAGGAGGACGGGGGCGAGGAGGGGACAGACGAGCAGUACCGGCAGAUCUGCAACAUGUAUACCAUGUACAGCAUGAUGAAUGUCGGCCAGACAGCCGAGAAGGUGGAGGCCCUGCCCGAGCAGGUGGCCCCUGAGUCCCGGAAUCGGAUCCGGGUGCGGCAGGACCUGGCAUCUCUCCCCACUGAGCUCAUCAACCAGAUCGGCAACCGCUGUCACCCCAAGCUCUACGAUGAGGGGGACCCCUCUGAGAAGCUAGAGCUGGUGACAGGCACCAACGUGUACAUCACACGGGCGCAGCUCAUGAACUGCCACGUCAGCGCGGGCACGCGGCACAAGGUCCUGCUGCGGCGGCUCCUGGCCUCCUUCUUUGACCGGAACACACUGGCCAACAGCUGCGGCACCGGCAUCCGCUCUUCCAGCAACAACCCCAGCCGCAAGCCGCUGGACAGUCGCGUGCUCCACGCCGUCAAGUACUACUGCCAGAACUUCGCCCCCAACUUCAAGGAGAGCGAGAUGAACGCCAUCGCGGCCGACAUGUGCACCAACGCCCGCCGCGUCGUGCGCAAGAGCUGGAUGCCCAAGCUCAAGGUGCUCAAGGCGGAGGGCGACGCCUACACCGCCUUCAUCAGCGAGACGGGCAAGAUAGAGCCGGACAUGAUGGGCGUGGAGCACGGCUUCGAGACGGCCGGCCACGAGGGCGAGGCGGGCCCCUCGGCCGAGGGCCUGCAGUAACCGCCCGCCCUCCCACCCCGGCGCACACUCCCCUCCCGUCACACCCCCGCCCGCCAUCUUGGUCACGAGCUACUGUCUGUCCCUCCCCAGGACCCGCGGGGGGUGCUGCAUGCUCCCAGCCCCUCUGCCUCCCCUCUCCUCCCCCCUCCCCCCAACACGAGCCAGGCCAGGAGAGGACAGAGGACCCGCAGGGCAGGGCAGGUGGCCAAGGUCCGUGCGCCUUCUUUCACACACUCUGCACACUUGAGCUCUGACUCCUCCCCUCACCCCUCACAAUGAUGCCCCCACACCCAGGCCCGCCAUGGGGAGGGGGCCGGCCUGGGGGGCUCAGGAAGGGCCCCUCCCCAGGCCCUAGGCUGCCCCGCGGAAGCAUUCCUCAGCCUCCGUCCUCACUGCAGCCCCUUGGGACUUGAGGGGUCCCCCAGGGGUUCUCAGGACCCCUCCUGCCACCUCCCAGUGCUUCCACAUCUCCAAAAGCGCCUUCCUGUCACCCUCGUCUGUCCCUGCGCCUGGGGGCUAGGGUAGGCGAGGCUGUGGGGACUGCCCAUUUUACAGCUGGGGAAACUGAGGCUCAGAGAAAUUGCACAACUGAUCUAAGGCAGCGGGCCCAGUGCCCUUUCUCCUCUCCCUGCCUCUGUUGCCCCCUGUGGGUCCCCUGGGGCCUUAGAGAGGCAAGUCCUAAGGGAGGGGGUCCACUGGGGGCAGACGGAGGGUUUCAGAGGCUGGGGGAGGGUCGCAGGGCUGGCAGAGCGUGUGUGCGUGUGCAUGUGUGCGUUUGUGUGUAUAGAAGUUUUGCUUUCAGACAAAUGAAGAUUUAAGAGGCAGUAGGACCAGGGUUGGAACCCAGGGGAGCAGGUUGGGGGCCCCUUCCCUCCAUUCCCCCCACCCCACCCUGCCCCACGGCAGGGCUCCAGGCCCCCCACCCCUGUACAUAAUUUUUAAAACCUUUUUUUAGCGAAUGAACUAUUGAAGUAUAAGAUUCCUUUUAUUUUUCAAAACCAAUGGGACUGUGUCUGAUGUCCCCCUCGGCCCGGGGCCGUGGAAGGCAGGCUGGGGCGGGGAGCGGGGGCAGGCUGAAUGUGUGCGCAUGUGUGGGAGCGUGUUUCUGUGGCGGCGCCCCAGUCCCAGCUGCCACCUGGGCUCCUGCGGGUCUGCCCAGCUUCCCCGUCCCUUGUCCUGGCGGCCACAGGGCUACAGCUUAAGGGUGUCCCAGGCCUUGGCCUGUUGGCUAAGCCCACCUCCUGGGGGCUGGGCAGGGCUGGGCCCACUUCCAUUGUUAGCGAUUGUUUCCAGAAUUUUCUCUUACCAUUCCUUUUUUUUUUCCUUGCCCAGAGCGAGUAUUUUUAUUUUUAUUUUAGUUUUACAUGUGAUCGUGGAGGGUUCUUUUCUUUUUCUGCUCCCCGUUCCCCCAUGUGGGGUGUUAUUUCGUCAUCUCACAGUUGCGUCCCUGGCCCUUGUCCUCCCUGCCUCCAGUCUCCCUCCCCAUCGCUCCCAGUGGCCUCUCUAAAGAGGCAGGGCCCGACUGGACCCUCUGAAUCUGAUUUAGUGACCAUCCACCUGACCCUGCAGCCCCGCCAGCCUGCUGGGGGGUCCCUCCUAACAUCUGCUUGUUGCAGGGGGUCAGUCCGGGGUGUGGGUGUCUGGCUGGGGUCCUGGCUCUCUGCUGUCCUGGCCCGGCCCCAGCACCUUAACCCCCAGCCGCCUGCCCGAGUCUAGGGGGGGAGUCGACACCCCCAGCUAAAGCACAAGCACCUUAGUCGCCCCUCCCUUCCCCUGCCCUCCUGGCCUGACACCCCACCCCAGCGUUGAUCCCAAAGCACAAUAUCCUGGUCACUUGGCAAGCAGCUGGGCCCUGUGGGGGUCUGGGAGGCAGGCAGGGGUCUCCAGCCAGACCCCCAAAAGGAAGCAGGAGCUCCCAGGCGCUCCCCUCCUUCCAGGCCUUAGUUGGGGGGCAGCUCUCUGGGACCAGGGGUCUUCUCCCUCCCCAUCCCCUUGUCCUGGGCAGGCCCCCACCAGCCCCUCCCUGCCUCUUCCUCGGGUGGGGCUUGCCCCUGUCUCCUCCGAGGCCCUGUACCACUGGCUUGGGUGGCAGAGCCCACUUGUUUCAGGGACCCCAGGAGGCGCCCCUGGCUCCCGGGACUGUGUGUGUGGGUCUGGGGGUGGGGGAUGGGGAGCGGGGCCGGGCAGGGGGUGCAGGGGAGGAAACUCCUCACCAGGAGAGCCAAAGACAGGGUUGUGCCUUACCCCAGGAGCCCCCAACCCCCUCUCCCUCACCCUCGCCCUGCCGUUUCCCCAGCCCUGGGCGGCCUGCUGCUUUUCCCUCCUCUUCCUGCCCUGCCCGCUCUGAGCUGCAUGGUCCCCCAACCCUGGGCAGCCAGGAAGGAACAGGAAUAGGGAGUCAUCAAAAAAAAAGACUGGGGCCCUCCCCUCACCCCAUCCACCUCCACUCCCCUGGCCGCCCACUCACCCACGCCUCUUUCACGCGGGCCGGGCGCCCACCUUGUCCCCGUGAAGUGCCAACGCCCUCCCCGCCCCAGGCCGAGCCCCCACCCUCUCCCCAGCCCCCAAGAGAGAUUGCACAUUAACUACUGUAAGGAGAGGAGCGGUGUUGGCAAAUGUGAACCAUGCGGAUGUCAGUGAUACUGAUGAGAAUAAACUAAACGCCUUUGUAACA